This is a messenger RNA of Rotaria sp. Silwood1, 306 nucleotides long. The record is from the annotation of a GenBank genome assembly. Lineage: Eukaryota; Metazoa; Rotifera; Eurotatoria; Philodinida; Philodinidae.
AUGAUUACAUUUGAAGAAACUCUUUUUCUUAUUGAUCUAAUUCUUCGUAUGAAAUAUUUUCAAAUUGGUUGUACAACUAGCAACGAUAUUGAAUUAUUUGUACAUGUUAUUCUAAUGAAAAUUAGUACUAAACCAAAUCAUAAUCUUCGUUUAUUGGCUUUUUCUAUUCCAACAGCAGAUGAUGAAAUGAUCAAAAAAUUACAGAAAAUGAUUAAUUUUAAUAAGCUAAUUUUUAACUAUAUAAUUAAACGUUUAUUUGAUACUACCAUUUACAUUUGGAAUAACACUAAAUUAUUGUUUUUAUGA